AGGCACCACUCUCCCAUCUAAUGAAGCCUCCAUGCAUCUUGGCUAAAGGAUUCAGAUGUCGUGAUGUCUUACUUGUCUUCUUGCCUUCCUAAUUUUGGAGAAACAAAGAUGUGGUUGGGGACCACGGCCAAUAGAUUGCCAUUUUGAUUUAAGCCAUGUUACCCCACCCACCCACUAAAAAUCUCAUCCCUUUUCCUUGAACUUUUCCUCAUUGCUAUUAAGAACGAUCUAUCUCCAAUCCUUCGAAAGAAAGUCAGCGCCACCUGAUUGAAACUUUAUCUUUUUUUUUUUUUUCCUCUGGGCUUUCAGAUAUUAUUGCUGUGACUUCUUGCAAAAUAGAUGGUCAUGGAUCAACCUUUGCGCAGAUUAUAUCAGGUAAUGAAUGGAAUCAAACUCGAUAAAGCCUCCUCUACAAUUUUGUUGGGUCAGAAUUUUACGGAUGGGUUCAAAUUGCAGGGGCCAUAUUUAGAUAAAAAUGAUGUAGAUGUUCCACCAUGGCUGCCUGAUACGAGCUCUGGUAAUUCACCCUCAUGGUCAAGUGCGGGUGUGGAGGAAAACCUACAUGAGGACUGUGAUUUUAACGAUGUGGCUCUUAAGUACAUAAGCCAGAUACUUAUGGAGGAAGACAUGGAAGAGAAGACUUGCAUGCUUCAGGAGUCUUUGGCGCUUGAAGCUACUGAGAAAUCGUUCUACAACGUUAUUGGAGAGAAUUACCCUCCUUCAAUUGAUCAUCAUCGCGCCUCUUCCAUUGAUGAAAUUCAUGAAGACCAAUAUGAAAAUAAUUGUAGUAGUUUUGGUGGUGAUAAUUUGGUGGAACCUGGGUGGAAUUGGGAUGUUGGAGAGUAUAGAUACCCUCAUAUGGCUUCUCAAUCCACUUCUUCUUCUUUCAGAUCUUCAAAUAGUGCCGAUAGUAAAGUAGAUGGUUUUGUGGAUGAGCCCACGAGUAUCCUAGAGAUUCCCAAUAUAUUCAGUGGUAGUGAGUCUAGUUCACAGUUCAGGAGGGGGGCUGAGGAAGCUAGGAAAUUCCUCCCAAAUGGUAAUGGCUUGUUUGUCGGUGUGGUAAAUAACCUUUCUGGGUUGUUAGUUGGUGAAGUGAAGCAAGGUCAUGAGGAUAUGGGAUUCAAGGUGGAGAAGAAGCAUCCAAAUGAGCACUUUGCAGAGGGGUCAAGGGGAAAGAAGAAUUCUCAUCCUGAGGAUUUGGAUGCAGAGGAGGAUAGGAACACCAAGCUGUCUGCCAUUUUUGAUGAAUUGACAGUCAGAUCAGAAAUGUUGGAUCAGGUUUUGCUAUGUGAUGCAGUGAAAAGUGAAGCCGCUCUUCGCGAAUCCUUGAAAAAUGAAGCAAGCAAGACUCUGCAGCAGCAGGAGUGUCAAUCAAAAAGAUCCAAUUCGGGAAAAUCCCGUGGUAGGAAAAAGGGUGGAAAAAAGGGUGUGGUGGAUUUGAGCAAUCUGUUGACUCUAUGUGCACAAGCUGUUGCUGCUGGUAAUCAGAGGAGUGCCAAUGAUCAAUUGAAGCUGAUCAGACAGCAUGCUUCUCCUAUGGGUGAUGGGAUGCAGAGAAUGGCAUAUUAUUUUGUCAAUGGCCUUGAGGCACGCUUGAGAGGCUCUGGAACUGAGUUUUACAAAGGUGUCUUAACUAGGGGAACAUCAGCUGCCAAUAUCUUGAAAGCUUACCACCUAUUUCUUGCCAUAUGCCCCUUUAAGAAGCUUCUUAAUUUCUUCUCAAAUACCACCAUUAGAAAAUUAGCUGAGAAAGCAGAGUCUCUCCAUAUCAUAGAUUUUGGUAUUCUCUAUGGUUUCCAAUGGCCUUCCCUCAUACAAUGUCUCUCAUCUAGGCCUGGUGGACCUCCCAAGCUUCGAAUUACUGGGAUUGAUCUUCCAAAACCAGGUUUCCGACCAGCAGAAAGAGUUCAAGAGACAGGGCGUCGGUUGGCAAACUAUGCAAAGAGUUUCAAUGUUCCAUUUGAGUUCAAUGCCAUAGCCCAAAAGUGGGAAACAAUUCAGGUUGAGGAUCUCAAGAUUGAUACUGAGGAUGUGCUUGUUGUGAACUGUCAUUGUAGAUUUAGAAACCUAUUGGAUGAAACCGUGACGGUGGAGAGCCCAAGGGAUACUGUCCUCAAUCUGAUCAGGAAGCUGAAUCCAGUUGUUUUCAUACAAGGGAUUGUGAAUGGGGGCUAUGGCGCCCCCUUCUUCAGGACACGAUUCCGCGAAGCUCUCUUCCACUAUUCUGCCUUGUUUGAUAUGCUUGAGCAUAUCGUGCCCCGCGAGAGAUUGGAGAGGACAGUGAUUGAGAAAGAGUUCUUUGGGUGGGAGGCAAUGAAUGUCAUCGCAUGCGAGGGCUCAGAAAGGAUCGAGAGGCCAGAGAGUUACAGGCAGUGUCAGUUUCGCAACAUGAGAGCUGGGUUUAUGCAGCUUCCUCUGGACGAGGAGAUUGUUAACAAAGCAAAGGAGAAGCUGAAGUUGUGCUAUCACAAGGACUUUAUACUUUACGAAGACGGCCCGUGGUUGCUACAAGGGUGGAAGGGAAGAAUGCUUUUUGCAAUCUCUUCUUGGAAGCCUGCUUAAUCAUUUCCAUAUUCAAUAUUCCUGAUGAAUGGUCAAGUUCAGGGGGCCAAGGUACUGACUUCUCUCCAUUCACAACAUUAACUCUCCCUCACAAACAAAUUUUGGCAUCUACUAUAUUGAGAAAGCACUUCCGGCAUCUCAUGAGAUAAGGAGACCAACUGUUCUUGUGUACAACUGCAACUGGGAGUCUGAGAAUAGAGCAAGGAUAGUUAAUGAAAAUGGUUGGUUCACACAGCAAGAGUCUUCCCUCGGCAAAUAAGGAGACAGCCCAGGGCCAAGGAAUCGGAACGCCAUAAUCACAGGGCCUCCCUAAAAGAUAUGCAAUUUGAAUAGUUAUCUAAUUGUUAUGAUGUAUGCAAAUAAGGAGACAGCCUAUGCUUAUUUUUUAUUUUUAUAUUUAUUUAAACUUUUAGUUUUCUACUCA
Vitis riparia (riverbank grape) is the source of this 2986-nucleotide messenger RNA. RefSeq names its product scarecrow-like protein 30. Gene Ontology annotation, cellular component: nucleus. Bases 340 to 2562 code for a protein of 740 amino acids. The transcript is spliced from 3 exons. Lineage: Eukaryota; Viridiplantae; Streptophyta; Magnoliopsida; Vitales; Vitaceae. Gene Ontology annotation, molecular function: sequence-specific DNA binding; DNA-binding transcription factor activity. Gene Ontology annotation, biological process: regulation of DNA-templated transcription. The record is from RefSeq and is a predicted model, not a curated record.